CCAUUUUGAGGCUCCAGUUUCCAGCUAAUACAGCAGCGAGUCGCAGCGGAGCGGAGGUACGGGGAAAAAAAGGAAAAAAAAGUAGUAUUUGUUUUUUUUUCUCCUUUCUUAAAGGUGCGGUCGUGCUGUUUUCAUUAGUUUUGGAGACCUAGAACGUUCUUCUCCUGCCGCUUAAAGACGAAAGAAAAAAGGAAAAAAAAACGGGUUAUCCGUUUUUUUUGUAUCAGAUUUGGAAGUAGUUCAGACUGACAGCUCGGCAUCACGAUGGCUACCCAGGCUGAUCUGAUGGAGCUGGACAUGGCGAUGGAGCAGGACCGGAAGGCUGCAGUGAGCCACUGGCAGCAGCAGUCCUACCUGGAUUCAGGUAUCCACUCUGGAGCCACCACCACGGCGCCAUCACUCUCUGGCAAGGGGAACCCUGAGGAUGAGGAGCUGGACAACCAGGUGCUGUAUGAGUGGGAGCAGGGAUUCAGCCAGCCCUUUACACCUGAACAGGUGGCAGACAUGGAUGGGCAGUACGCCAUGACUCGUGCCCAGCGUGUGCGUGCCGCCAUGUUCCCAGAGACCCUAGACGAGGGCAUGCAGAUCCCCACCACCCAGUUUGACUCCACAAACCCAACCAACGUGCAGCGGCUGGCCGAGCCGUCCCAGAUGCUCAAACACGCCGUGGUGAACCUCAUCAACUACCAGGAUGAUGCAGAACUUGCCACGAGGGCUAUUCCAGAGCUCACCAAGCUCCUCAAUGACGAAGACCAGGUGGUGGUGAACAAGGCAUCAGUCAUGGUGCAUCAGCUGUCGAAGAAGGAGGCGUCGAGGCACGCCAUCAUGCGCUCCCCUCAGAUGGUGUCAGCCAUCGUGAGGACGAUGCAGAACACGGGCGACAUGGAGACGGCUCGCUGCACUGCCGGCACGCUGCACAACCUCUCCCAUCACCGGGAGGGCCUUCUCGCCAUCUUCAAAUCCGGCGGCAUCCCUGCUCUCGUCAAGAUGCUUGGAUCUCCAGUGGACAGCGUGCUGUUCUACGCCAUCACCACCCUGCACAACCUCCUCUUGCACCAGGAAGGAGCUAAAAUGGCCGUCCGUCUGGCCGGUGGCCUCCAGAAGAUGGUCGCCCUGCUGAACAAGACCAACGUUAAAUUUCUGGCCAUCACCACAGACUGCCUACAGAUCCUGGCCUAUGGCAACCAGGAGAGCAAGUUGAUCAUCUUGGCAAGCGGUGGCCCUCAGGCUCUGGUAAACAUCAUGAGGACCUACACAUAUGAGAAGCUGCUGUGGACCACCAGCCGUGUGCUCAAAGUGCUGUCUGUCUGCUCCAGUAACAAACCUGCCAUCGUGGAGGCUGGAGGCAUGCAGGCUCUUGGGCUUCACCUGACCGACCCCAGUCAGAGACUGGUACAGAACUGCCUCUGGACCCUCAGAAACCUUUCAGACGCUGCCACCAAGCAGGAGGGUAUGGAAGGCCUGCUCGGCACCCUGGUCCAGCUGCUCGGCUCGGACGACAUCAACGUGGUGACGUGUGCCGCCGGCAUCCUGUCCAACCUGACCUGCAACAACUACAAAAACAAAAUGAUGGUGUGCCAGGUCGGCGGCAUCGAAUCGCUCGUGCGUACCGUGCUCCGAGCCGGAGACCGCGAGGACAUCACCGAGCCGGCCGUGUGCGCCCUCCGCCAUCUCACCUCCAGACACCAGGACGCUGAAAUGGCCCAGAAUGCCGUGCGCCUGCACUACGGUCUUCCUGUCGUGGUCAAACUGCUGCACCCACCCUCACACUGGCCUCUUAUUAAGGCCACGGUUGGUUUGAUCCGUAACCUGGCGCUAUGUCCAGCCAAUCACGCACCACUGCGCGAGCAGGGUGCCAUCCCCCGAUUAGUCCAGCUGCUCGUGAGGGCACACCAGGACACUCAGAGACGCACCUCCAUGGGAGGCACACAGCAACAGUUUGUGGAGGGAGUUCGAAUGGAGGAGAUUGUCGAGGGUUGCACUGGCGCGCUCCACAUCCUGGCCAGGGACGUGCACAACAGAAUCGUCAUCCGAGGACUCAACACCAUUCCUCUGUUUGUUCAGCUGCUGUAUUCUCCGAUCGAAAACAUCCAGCGUGUGGCGGCCGGCGUGCUGUGUGAACUGGCACAGGACAAGGAAGCGGCCGAGGCCAUCGAAGCAGAGGGAGCCACGGCGCCCCUCACCGAACUGCUGCACUCCAGGAACGAGGGAGUGGCGACGUACGCGGCAGCUGUGCUGUUCCGCAUGUCUGAGGACAAACCUCAGGACUACAAGAAGCGUCUGUCUGUGGAGCUGACCAGCUCUCUCUUCAGAACAGAGCCCAUGACCUGGAACGAGACUGGUGAUAUGGGUCUGGAUAUUGGAGCGCAAGGAGAGCCUGUUGGAUACAGACCAGACGACCCAAACUUCCGCUCCUUCCACUCGGGCUAUCCCCAGGAUGGUCUGGGUAUGGAUGGCAUGCUGGAACACGAGCUCGCUGGCCAUCACCCCGGAGCAGAGUACCCAGUGGAGGGACUUCCUGACCUCGGCCACAGUCACGACCUGAUGGACGGCCUUCCUCCCACAGACUCCAAUCAGCUGGCCUGGUUCGACACGGACCUCUAAGCACAUUCUCUCUCUCACACACACAAUCUGCAAGUAGAGAAGCUAUAUUGCGUGAAUGAAUCUGCAUUGUGAUUUUUGCCUAAGGAGUUACGGAAGGGUUGCGGCGAGUGGGCGAGCAUAUCGGAAAGUGCCUGACACAAUGCACACACACACACACCUGUUGGAAUUGAGAGGGAGUUUUCUACGAGGAACAAGAGGAAGGGAAGCCAACCCCCCUUUUUGUUGUCGUUCUUAUUCUGGACUUUAUUUUGUUUUCCACUUGGCCCUUAUGGAGGAAGGAAAGUCGAAGAGGGAUUUUGGGAGCGGUUGCUCUUUCAGAGUGGAGAAGGAAGGUCUAAAGAUGGAACUGUAAACCUUUUUUUGCUUUGUUUUUAUUUCCUUUUCCUUUUUUUUUUUUUUUAAAUAAAGAUGAUCAGUCUAUGGUACUGACCUAGCUUGUUUUUGACCUAGUAUGUAUUCAUGAUUUUUUUUUUUUUUUUUUUUUCACUUAUGUUUCAGCAGUAAUUUGUAUUUCCUUUUUAUGUCUUCUGUAGUGUUGAGUUGUAGUGGACUUGCCUUAUUUUGGUUUCUCAAUCUUUCUCGCGUAAACGGUGUCGAACACUAAUAAUCGGUUUCUAUGUAAUCUGACUGAAAGUGUAAUGAUGUGUAGCUUAUUUUUUUCUUUUUUUUUUUUUAUACGAUCAGCUGUUAAACCUUGGAGUAUUGGGGUGGGAGAAAUAUAUGCAUUCUUAUUAAAAAAUAAAAGUAUGCCCAGAGAGGUGAGUUUCAGUAUCACACUUGUUCCAAAUAAGGUGUGGGGUGAAAUGUCGAGGGGGGGGGGUAAAAGACAAAGAUCUUUUUCUUUUCUAUGCUAUCUCGAGGUAGUCUCUAUUGAAGCGACGUCGUUGUUUUUUGUUUGCCUGUGCGGCUUCUUUUGGGAACAUGGAUAAUGACAUAGCUAAACAAUAAAAGACUUUUAUUCCA
This is a messenger RNA of Neoarius graeffei (lesser salmon catfish), 3567 nucleotides long. RefSeq names its product catenin beta-1-like. Gene Ontology annotation, cellular component: catenin complex; adherens junction. The transcript is spliced from 16 exons. Gene Ontology annotation, biological process: cell adhesion; positive regulation of transcription by RNA polymerase II. The coding region runs from base 265 to 2604 and encodes 779 amino acids. NCBI's taxonomy places the organism in Eukaryota, Metazoa, Chordata, Actinopteri, Siluriformes, Ariidae. The record is from RefSeq and is a predicted model, not a curated record. Gene Ontology annotation, molecular function: cadherin binding; alpha-catenin binding; transcription coactivator activity.